AGAAGGAGUUCUAUAAUCCGCAUUCUUUACCAAGUAUUAUUUGGAACAUGAAAUCAAGAACAUCAAGAUGAAAAGGCUUGCUGCAUGUUUGGCAAGUGAGAAACACAUACAGAAUUAACAUCUUUGGAGUUUAUAAGAAUUAAAAAAUCAUAGUGAUUGCUACACACACGUUUAAUCAGACUACAACCAGACCGAGGUUUUCACCACUGGAGACCGAUUUAUCCACUUAUGUUCAGAUUUGUUUGAAAACUAUUUGCGGACACUAAAUAACCGUGAAUGUCCUACGCACUCUGUCUACCAAAGAUAACUCCUCUCUGUUGACACUCUUACUAUUGAAUAUCGUCUCUGGUCAUCACGGAUUUUAAGUCACCAAUCAUAACCACACAUUACUUGCGUUUAUGUUGUAUAUGUAUGGAAGUCAAUAACGAAAUUUGAUAAUGACGAUGUUUGGAAUUGUAACAGCUAUAUCAAAAUUUAUAAUUAAAUGUCCCAAAAUGACUGGCAACCAGGGUCAGCAAAUUCGAAACAAAUACGCAGAUUGGCAAAUGAUAAGAGAUGUUAAAAGAAGAAAAACACUGAAGGAAUUUGGAGCAGAAAGAAUGAGAAUAAACUCCUUGCGGAAGAAUGACAUACUGCCUGUGGAACUACGGGAGAUAGCAGAUCAGGAAGUUGCAGCUUUGCCACGUGAUUCUAACUAUAUUCGUGUGAGACAUCGUUGUGCUAUAACUUCAAGACCAAGAGGUGUUGUUUUCAAGUGGAGACUUAGUAGAAUUGUGUGGCGACAUCUUGCAGAUUAUAAUAAGUUAGCAGGUGUGCAAAGAGCUAUGUGGUAAUUUAUGCUAAAGUUAAACAUUUCCUGUUUAAAUACUUGUUUGUAAUGAACAUACAGUGCUUGCAAUAAAGUCAAGUUGUGCAAGUUAUAUUAUCCUUGCUCUGUAUAAGAGAA
Messenger RNA from Zootermopsis nevadensis, 946 nucleotides. RefSeq names its product mitochondrial ribosomal protein S14 (gene mRpS14). Gene Ontology annotation, molecular function: structural constituent of ribosome. Gene Ontology annotation, biological process: translation. The record is from RefSeq and is a predicted model, not a curated record. Gene Ontology annotation, cellular component: mitochondrial small ribosomal subunit; ribosome. Lineage: Eukaryota; Metazoa; Arthropoda; Insecta; Blattodea; Termopsidae.